AUGAUACAAGAGAGUGUCGUACUUGCAUUAGAAGAUGCUAACCGUGUCAAUUACAAAUCUUUGUGGUUAAACGCUCUCGAUGACGAGGAACGUCAACUCUUAGAACUGUUUAGUUUUGGUCAGGUUAGAGAUGUGCCAACAGAGCUUGGAUUUACUCUCUCUGAUGAAAUGUGGGUAAAAUUGAAAAGAUUAACGUUGUUAGACCUAUGCUGUCAAAAUCGGACUGUAUACCUUGAUCGAGUGCGGAGGGACUGUGAAUUGGGAUCCUUGCUAGAAGCGGAACACUUGAUGAUGAGUGUUGGCAAUUGGGUUGACUUCCAAAUUGAUCAAGUUAGCAACGACAUACACAUCCUUCAAUGUCAUGAAAGCCGAGAUGUGUAUAAUGGCGAGCAAGAGCUAGCAGUUGUAAAGCCGAAUAAAACUGGGCAAUCCAUUUUGAAAGAUCUGCGACAAUGGAGAAAUAAGCUUCAGGGUGAAUUGUAA
Molecule: messenger RNA, 483 nt
Organism: Lachancea nothofagi CBS 11611
Lineage: Eukaryota; Fungi; Ascomycota; Saccharomycetes; Saccharomycetales; Saccharomycetaceae
Source: the annotation of a GenBank genome assembly